Molecule: messenger RNA, 5585 nt
Organism: Scophthalmus maximus (turbot)
Lineage: Eukaryota; Metazoa; Chordata; Actinopteri; Pleuronectiformes; Scophthalmidae
Gene: nktr
Product: natural killer cell triggering receptor
Exons: 13
Coding region: 1133-4930 (1265 amino acids)
Biological process (GO): protein folding; protein peptidyl-prolyl isomerization
Cellular component (GO): nucleus
Molecular function (GO): peptidyl-prolyl cis-trans isomerase activity
Source: RefSeq, a predicted model, not a curated record
AGAAAAUGAAUUCAUAAGCCAUUCAUAUCGCUGAUAUCUUACACAUGUAUACAUAAAUACUUUUAACCCUUGCAUGAGCGUAAAGUUGCAUGUGUCUAUUGUUGUAAAAAAAAAAAGAAGAUUUCUCGUGUAAUUUCUCACGUAUGACUCCGUUGACCUUCACCUUUCCACUGUAUAGUGCUGUCUUCUUUUUAGUCACUGUAGUGGGCUUGAUCAAUUCAGCAUGGAGGGUAGGCAUUCUCUUUCUUGAAAAGCUACGAUCUUCCUGCCUAAAAUUUUUCAAAAUAUUCUUUUAUUUGUAGAGUGGUCUUUUGCAAAAAUGAGAAGGUAAGAGAUGUACACGGCUCAGUAACACCAUGUCAACAUUGUCCCCACCAAAUGUCCUCACUCAGUCAGUUAAAAAAAAAGGAAGGGAAAAAAAAUAAAGAAGGUGUAAAUGUCUGCAAAGGCACAGAUCCACACGGCUGCCCCUGUUAGUCCCACAAAGCCGUGGCCGCUCAAAUUACUUUUUAUGUUGCAUGCGUGAUAUUUAUAGCCGCAGUACAUGUCAUGACCGGCAUGACAUGUCGUAAGGUAUGUGACAGAAUGGCAGUUUCUUUGCAAAAAGGCUGCUUGGGAGUGCCACAGUGGGAUAUAAGAUAUAAAGUAUGUAGUGUUAUGUAGAUACUGUAAAGAGUUACACUCAGGAAGCAUUAUAUUGUUCAUGUUUUACAAAUUAAAAUAACAUUUGUGUAUGCAAAUAGCUUAUUAAUGAUGUUAUUAAAGUGCCCUGUUGAAAAAUCUCAAACAGCGUGUUGAUAUGAAUGGCAUGAGCCAUAGUCAGAACAAGGUCAUAUGGAGGUGAUUUGUUGCCUAAAAACAGAUUUUGCUAGAGGACUGGUUGGUGAGGCAAUUAUUAGGUUUGAUGGAUACAUUUUUUUCCGCCCCUGUACAUCCCUGAAUAUUUUAUGUCAACACUAAUCGGCGAACGCUCUGACACUUCGAUCGCUCUUUCUGUGCUGCCAACAGACGAGAACCUCACUCUCAAACACGACAAAGCGUUCCUGCUGUCGAUGGCCAACCGCGGGAAGGACACCAACGGUUCGCAGUUUUUCAUAAACUCUAGCAUCCGGCUCCUCCAAGCACAACCAAGAUGGCGCCGCACCUGGAUGGAGUCCACGUCGUCUUCGGUCUCGUCAUCUCCGGCUUCGAGGUGAUAAAGAAGGUUGAGGGGCUGAAGACCGAUUCGGCGAGCAGACCCUAUGCUGACGUGAGAGUGAUGGACUGUGGUCAGCUGAUCACCAAGUCUGCAAAUGAUGUACUUGAAAGCAAGAGGAAAAGAACCCGUCAUUCUGCCGACUCAUCAGCCAACUCCCGUGAAUCGUCCUCUCAGUUCUCUUCUUCAGCGGAGUCUGAAAGUGAAUCCGACGAAAAGCACAAACAUCGCAAGCACAAGAGACAUGCAAAGAGUAAACGGUCAAAGAAGAGGAGGAGGGAACCACAGAAGGCGAACAUUGAUGUUCUGCAUUUCGAGCAAAGCUCUGUGGAAAGACAGGUGUUGGAGGGAGAGAAUGAAGUGGAAGUAGAGAAGGAGCAUGGUGGGAAGAGGGAAAAACCCGUGGUCCGACCGGAGGAGAUCCCACCUGUGCCAGAGAACCGCUUUCUGCUGCGACGGGAUGUGCCUUCUCAGGAGGACAAAACAGAAAUAGUUGAGAAAGAAGAAUCUUCUCUGUCAGUUGACCAGAAACCAGCAGUGUCCAAGUCUGGACGUAAGAUCAAAGGCAGAGGAACGAUGAGAUAUCACACUCCCACAAGAUCUAAAUCCCGCUCUGCAUCUGUGGAAGAACGUGGCAGCAGUGAAACUCCACCACACUGGAAAGAAGAAAUGAAGAGGACCAAAGUUUAUCAACCACCAAGCAUUGAGAGAUGGAGCAAAGGAGACAGAUGGGAAGACAGAGGUGACUCCGCGUGGUCCCAAUCGGCAUCUGCAGAACUCUCUUCAGACCGCAGCUCCAGGAGGUCCAGCCUGCGCCUCCAGCAGAACAAAGAGAAGAAGAAAGCCAAACACAAAAAGAAGGCCAAGAAACGGAAACACGGCAAGAAGAAGAGCUCCAAGAACAAACCUCCAGAAACUUACCCGUCAAGGGGUGGGGCUGAGAGGUUGGUGUCUCCAGGAAGAAAGUCCAGAAGAUCCCAUUCUCCGACUCGUUCCUCCUCUAGUCAGCAUCAUUCGUCAGCUCGGAAGAGGCGGCGGUCCUCGCUGUCUUCCAGAGACACAAGAUCCUUCUCUAGAUCCUACACCCGUAGUCGGUCCAGAUCUCGGAGAGGGUCUUACUCAAGAUCCAGAGGCCUCACUAGAUCAAGAAGUCGGUCCCCUUCCAGAUCUUUGUCUUAUUCCAGAUCCAGGUCAAGAUCAAUAUCCAGGUACAGAUCCAGGUCUCGGUCUCCAUCCAGAAAGAGGAGUUCGUCCAGAUCCCCAAGAAGGAGGAAAUCUGGCAAGAACAAACCAAAUAUAUUGAUUCUUGUGGGUGACAAGCUCCCUGAGAGCAAAGUCACAUCAGUCCCCAGACCCCCGAUGGCCCCGCCUCCUGAAAGUGUCCCUGUGAUCCCACUGAGCGACAGUCCUCCUCCCUCACGCUGGAAACCUGGUCAAAAGCCCUGGAAACCAUCCUACGUCCAUAUUCAAGAAGUCAAAGCUGUAUUAACUACCAACGCUGUUGUCUCCUCCACAGCACAAGCAGUUAGUGUCACAGACAAACCUCAGACUUCAACUACGACAAAGUCUCUGCCAGGGGACUCAGAAAGCGACAAAGCAAGCAAACCUGCAGGGCGCUCACGCAGCAGGUCCACAAGGAGCAAGUCCUACAGCCGCUCAUACAGUCGUUCACAGAGUAGAAGUUACAGUAGGUCCAGGUCCCCUAAUCAGUAUCACAGCAGAUCGUCUUCAAACAGCAGAUCAGAGUCUGAAAACUCCCAGGACGUAAGCAGCAAUAAGAAGAAUUCACUAGACGAGGAAUGGAAAGAGUAUUACAGCUCCCUGAAGAGGAUAACAAAUGUAGAUAAGAGCGUUUCACUCCCUUACAGUCAAAAAGCUUGCUCAGUAUCUGAGAACAGGACAGGCAGUGACCACACUCCUGAUAUCAGUGUCUCAAGGAGAAGUGGCACUGAGGAGAAAACAAAAGAGGAAGGCAGCUCACAAGAUCCAGAGACAAAACACUGCGGCUCAGUGCCGGUUAAGAGCUUUAACAGCAGGUCGGAGUGGGACAGUGACAGUGAUAAAGUGAGCCAAAGCAUCAGCAAUGCCCCACCAAAGAAUCCAAAACAAAUGGCUCUGUCCAGUGAGCUUCUCGACAAGAAGUUGUCAACUCUCACUGGCUGGAAUUCCGAAAGUGAUUCUGAAAACUCGGCGGCCAAAACAUUAGCCAUAUCUGAAAAAGAAGAAGGGGAGGCUAGUUCGGAAUCAGACAGUGACGCCGCCAGAAGGACGUCUGCGGUGUCGAUGGCUUUAGAGCAAAAGAUCGCUACCGCCGCUGCGUCCAGUUCAUCGAAACAAAGUCCCGAGAAGCCCGUAGAGAAGCACAGGAGCAAGAAGAAGGCCAAACGCAAACAUAAACAUAAGAGGAGAAGUGAGAACAAAAGCGGCUCCCGUUACAGUAAGGACAAAGGCAAGCGAUCCAAGAGGAAACAUCAGAAGCUGAAAGAGACUUUUCACUGGCAACCGCCUUUAGAGUUCGGAGAGGAGGAAGACGACGACGAAUCCAAAAAGGAGAAACGCAGCCCUAGUACAGUUGGCAAAAAAAGGCCUGAUGUUGACGGUGUGACCGAUAAGGACCAAACUGUUGCCUCCUCGAACAAAAAUCCCAGUAGUGAAGAAGACAGGGGGCAACAGAGGGUUAAAGAAUGUAUUAAUAAUCACCCCAAACAAACCGAACCUCAUCAGUCAUCCGACAGGAAUAGUGCUAACAGGGCUAAUUUACCUAGUAUCAAAGAUAAAGAAUCAUUAGACGACAUGGACAUUUGUACGCGCGAGCAUGUGGUGGAAAUUGUAGAACCUCCAGUGGCACGUGAUUCUUUUGAAAACACCCCAGAUUUUAUUCUAAAAUCUACCUCAAAGUCUUGUGACGUGGCGAGUAAAGAUGGUGCUUUACCUCACAGCAGAGAGAAGUCGGCUGUUACCUCAACAACAGCAACAACAACUGGUGGACGUCAAGAUGUAGUAGCCAUAGGCACUGUAGUUAAUUUCAAAUGGAGGCCUUUAAAAGGAACGUCUGCCAAACAAAACAUGAACGUGCCACCUGUCCCUGCCAAAAACAUUCAAAUUCAACAGGACCAGAAUCCCAACACGCAGGGAGUAAGAAUGGAGAUAAAAAGCCAAAGCCGGGUCAGACCGGGAUCUCUGUUCGACGAGGUCCGCAAGACGGCGCGGCUGAACCAGAGGCCGAGGAACAAGGAGAGCUCCAGCGAGGAAAGCUCCCCGUCUGCGGGAAAGACCGGGGGGACGUCUCGCACGCGGGCCCCGAAGAAGUCCAGGUCGGCCUCCAGGAAGUCUCGCUCCGCCUCCAGUCACCGCUCUCGCUCCCGAGGUUGGUCGCACUCGUCCAGUAGGUCCAGGAGUCGCUCCCGCUGCUCCAGCUACUCCUCCAGGAGUUGCAGCAGGAGUCGGAGGAGACGGGGAAGAGGGCGGUCACGCUCUCGCAGCAGCACGUACCGAAAUUACAGGAGUCACAGUCGAACGUACAGUAGAAGUCAUUCAAGAAGUCGCUCGUAUAAUCGCCACCGGAGAUCCAGGUCGGACUCCUCUGACAGCUACUCCAGCCGGAGUCGCAGUGCGAGCAGGAGACGAGGGCGUAGACGGAGUGACAGCUACAGGAGUUCAGAGCGCCGAUCCCGGUCGUACCGCUCCUCCACUCGCAGUUCUUCCAGGCACAGAAGCAGCACUCGCUACAGCUGAGCCUCGGGCUGGUUGUCGGGUGGGAACAGGACCUCAGAGUCUGGACACUGUGCGUAAGCAAUGGUAAUCACACAGAGGAGAAGUUACUCAUUUGGUACUGUACUGUACAGUAUAUAUCCUCCCCACAUAAGCUAAUAUGAGGGUCAUUGAGGAAGUGAAUAUCACUGAAUGUAAAUGAAUAAACCACUUCAAAAGCUGAAAUCUGGUCACAGAUAAACAACAACUGGGUCAAAAUAGCAACUCAAUCGGGGGAAAAAAUGUAAUGGCCUGUUACAAAUAGCUAAGAAAUAAGCUGUAAAUAUUUUUAAAUUUUCUUAUACAUUUGUGUAUUCCUUUUCUACGUCUAUUAUUUAUACACUGAAGUGUACAAAAGUGUGUAACCCCUUUUAUUUGUGACAUAUCUGAGGGGUUGGUGGUUUCUGGGGUUGAGGUUAUGCCUUAAGUUUAGGGUCAACAUGACUGGAUUGUUUUGUUUUUCUUUGAAAAAAUCUUAUUGAAUGGUAAACGGAACUUUCUUAAGCAGGUUCAAGCUGUAAUUUCUCCUUGUUCCGUUGGUUUUAUUACCGUGUGAUGAAUGUUAAAAACAACUCAAAGCUGACUUUUAUUCAAACAGUUAUGAAUGUAUAUGCUGAAUAAAUUCCACCAUAUCAUGUGA